AUGGCAGCACGUGGAGGUGUAAACUCGAAGGGUGAAGUCGCACCUCAACCUGUCAAAGUUCAACGAUAUUGGCCCGGAAAAGUUCCGGAAGGAAUACAUGAUUACUCUUCGGAAGAAGAAGAAGAGGAACAAUUCGAAAGAGAAAGGGAAACCGAAAUUAUAACUACUAUUGAAAAAGUAGAUAUAACGGAAAAAGAUGCUGCUUCAGACCGCAGACUAAGAAGGUUAAAAGAGGCCAAGGAAGCUGGAUCUUCUGAAGUAAUUGAUAGAAGACGAAGACAUUUUAAAGAAGAGGAACAAGAUGUCAGAGAUCAACAGUUACGUAAAGUGGAUCAAGAUGCUGAAGUAAUCUUAGAGGAGGAAGAGGAUGAUUUAGCACUUCGUCGACAGCGUUUAAGAGAUCGUGUAUUAGAACAACGAAAACAAGAAGAAGAGCAAUUAAAGGUUAUAGAAGAGGCAGAAAAGGCUCAGGCCACUCAAACAGAAGAGGAG
Messenger RNA from Racocetra persica, 492 nucleotides. Lineage: Eukaryota; Fungi; Glomeromycota; Glomeromycetes; Diversisporales; Gigasporaceae. The record is from the annotation of a GenBank genome assembly.